Ziziphus jujuba (common jujube) is the source of this 3875-nucleotide messenger RNA. Its product is annotated as protein TIME FOR COFFEE. The record is from RefSeq and is a predicted model, not a curated record. Gene Ontology annotation, cellular component: nucleus. NCBI's taxonomy places the organism in Eukaryota, Viridiplantae, Streptophyta, Magnoliopsida, Rosales, Rhamnaceae. Bases 212 to 3769 code for a protein of 1185 amino acids. Gene Ontology annotation, biological process: regulation of circadian rhythm. The transcript is spliced from 11 exons.
AGAGGACGAAAAAGAACACAGAACAAACCAGGUUAGAAAGCGUAGCAAACAGAGAGAGAGAGAGAGAGAAUUUGUAUUAGCCGUGAAACAGUUGGAAUCUGGGCCAUUUUCCAUUUGGCUGUGACCAUCAUUCACGGCCGAGCUCCGGCUAGAAAAGCCGUUGUUUUGAAGUUUACAGAGUUUGUACUCUGAUGAGACACCUGCGAAGCUCAUGGAAAGAAGCAGAGAAGCAAGAAGGCCAAGCAUGACGGCGGUGACCAAUGGAUUGCUCCGACGGAGAAAUAGAACCGCUGCUUUCCGAGAUUCACCAGAGGAUGAACAGGUUGAUUUGGAACCAGGUAAGAAGAAUAGGAGCCGAGGGGAUAUGUUGAACAGGAAUAAGAGGAGGAGAGGGGGCUCUAAUAGAGAAGAAGGGGAGGAGGCGAGCUCGGAAGUAGAGAGUGUGGAUAACGAUGAGGAAGAAGAUUGCGAGGUUGACGAUGAUGCUGGACUCGCUAAUCGAAAGCUUUCUCCGACUACCGCGACAUCGUCUUCCUCGCCUUCAAAUCUGAGUCACCGAAGGAAUUCUCUGCCUGCCAGACUCUCAAAGCAGUCACCGACGUCCCUCAAGGUCUCCGACGAGAUGAUCGGCGCUCCAGUGCCCCGUAAAGCUCGCUCAGCUUCUGCAAAACGGUCGGUACAUGAUUAUGGGUCUUCCGGCAGUGGUAGAGUUGGAGAUGAGCAGAGUUAUCGGCAAAGGUCAAAUUCCCCGGCAAGAUUGAGCGUCGAAGUAGCCUCGCCAUCUUCUUCAAAAUUUUCAGUUAGGAAGAAGAUGAAAUCAUCUGGACCCAAGACCCGGCCUCCAAAGGCGUCUAAAACCUCUGGCUUAUCGCAGGACGAUAUCGAGUUUGAGAUCGCCGAGGUUCUAUUUGGGCUAAUGAAGCAAUCUCAGAGCUCCAAACACCAAGACAGUAAUAAAAAACCUUCGUCAAAGCUCGAAACCAAAGAUUCAAAGAACAAUAACCAUGGCUUGGAUCUCAUGCCUGCGGCAUUUACAGUCGUGAAAGAGAAGAAAUCUUUGACGGGAUUUCCAGUGGCAAAGGAAAAGGAAAUGAAGGCGGUGGAUUCAUCGACCACCUUUGAGAACAGCUCAAGCGUAGAACCGGUUACAACGGAAAGUGGUCAACCUGAAAAAAUGGAUGUUUCUUCUCCCAAAUUGGAAAACGAAUCAAAAUCCAAUGCUGAUUUAUGUGAGCACUCUCGCGCUGUUGGAGUUGACUCAAAAGUUGCUGUAAGUGGGUCGAUGGAGAUGCAGGACGACCCGAAACCAUCGAAUGGCCUGGAUGAUGGGGUUGUAAAGCCAGUCUCAUCGGAUGACCAAUCGUCUGUCCCUAGGCUGGAUUUUGAUAUUCAGGAUUUGACAGCGACCAAAGAGACAUCAACUGUAGCAGCAGAAGUCGAGAGGCAGAGAGAAGAGGAAUUGAAGAUCGAUCUGAUGGCUCCUCCUCCGGUGGCAUUAUCUCCGGAAAGAGACGGGGUGGCUCCGCCGGUAUCGAAACCCGAAAGUCUAAUCAAAGAUGUGGAAAUGAAGCUUGAUAAUACUAUGAUGAAGGAUAAAGAGAAAGUGGAAAGACCUGUGAAGAAGGAAUCAGCGUUUUAUGAAGAAAAGAAGACGGAGACAAGUGUAGAGAAGCGAGAGGUGCUAAAGCUUGAUUUGGAGAAGCCGUGUCAUGAUAUGGGCUGCAACCAGCAAGCUAAAGCUACUAUUUCUAAACUAGAAAAAGCUGAAAAAACUAGAAAAAACUGGUACAUGCCCCCUUUCCAGACAGUUGUUUCUACCGGUUCCUCCACUUCAUUACAGCCUUCAAAACCACCCCUUCUGUCUCAACCUCAGCCGAAGAGAUGUGCAACACACCAUUACAUUGCUCAUAACAUUUACUUGCAUCAGCAACUUACAAAGAUAAACAAUAUCUGGCCGGCUGCAGCUGGUUCUGCUCCUCAAUGUGGGACCAAACCCAACAAUCUUAGCGUUAUGCCUCCUGCAGAGAAGAUGACAAUGGGAACCUUGUUACUGGGAAACGUUCCAGGUGUGAAUUUAAGCCAUUCAAAGGAAGAAGGGAAGGAUGCAGGAGAUUGUCCGGGUCACAAUGGAAAAGAUAAAAUUUCAGGGGCUGCAAAUAAGGAAACAUCUCAGAUAAAGCAGAUUGUGCUUCCACAAGCUCCUCAACCAGCAUUUGCUGGUAACCUAGUGCAUGGCCCUGCUUUUGUGUUCCCUCCGAGCCGGCAACAAGCAGCAAUUACAGCAACAUCUAAUCAACCUGGGUCUUCAAAAUCUGUGACAUCAACAAACAAUGCAGCGUUAUCUAGUAAUUCAGCUAUUGGACCUCUGGGGAGCUCUUCAGCGUUGCCUUCUGUAGCCACAACAAUGAGUUUUAAUUAUCAGAAUCUGGCAGCCAAGGAAGUGCCAUACAUGGCAAUAAUGCAGAACAAUGGGUACCCUUUCCCUAUUUCAACUCCUUUUGGAACAGCACCAGCCCAUGCUCAAGCAAUGCCUUUCUUUAAUGGAUCUUUCUAUCCAUCUCAGAUGUUACAUCCAUCUCAGCUUCAACAACAGCAGCCUCACUCACACCUUCCAGUCCAUCCAACCCAUCAGAAUGCUACCACAUCAAGUGGCUCAUCACCGUCCCACAGGCAACCAGAGUCCCAAAAACUACGAGGAACACAAAAUAGUGGAAAUCAUGUAUUAAACUCGUCUAAUAUGCAGUUAAAACAGUCACAAAAACAUUACAUGCCUGCAUCUCACCAAUCACUGAAGCUUGAGGCUGGAAUAAGCGCAGAGAUUUCCCCAUCUACUGCUGAUACCCGUGCUUCUCAGGCCCCAAAAGGUGUUUCUUGUCAGAACUAUGCAGUUCAGUUUCAGCCACUAAACUAUACGUUGAUGCCCACUGCAACAUUGGUUGGUCAAGGUGGUGGAAGUCGUGGUGAGCAAUCACAGCAACAUAGUUUUAAUGGGGGAGUUGAACUCAUCCCUUCUCAAGCAUUUGCAAUGUCAUUACCACCUUUUGCUGGAAAUGGUACAGCAUCAAGCCUUAGCUUCUCAUCAAUGCCACAAAAUCCAGCAAUGUUUCAAAGCCUACCACAUACGGUUCGAAAAGAGUACCAGAUGCCAGCACCUCAAGCUAUGCAGCACAAAAAUCACCGAGUACCGGAGCGUAAAACUGGAAGUGCUCCAAGCAAUCCUGAUGAUGGGACUAAAGCCGUUUCAGGAAAGUAUCACUCAACUGUUGGGCAGACCCUCCUUGCUUUUGAUAAUUCACCAAGAACUCUAAAUUUCAUGUCACCUCCUGUCGCUGGAAACUGGCCUUCUCGUCCCAUCUCCUCAACUUCUAUUACAACAAAUGCAUCUGUUGCUGAAAAUAUCCCUUCAAAUUGUCAACAACAGCAUCUGUUUCAGUUUCAGCUUCAGAACCAGCAAAUGUUGCAACAUCAGCAGCAUGUGGUGUCUGCUCGAAGUAAAGCACCCACUACUAACAGCCUGCCUCCUUCAUCUGUUGCUGCCAACUUUGCGAACAAUGGUCCUGUUUUCUCACAAGCUCUAGUCCAUUGCAAUGCUUCUGUCCAAUCUCCACAGUCGAAAACCUCAGGACGAACUGUUGUUUCUCAAGCCCCUAAUACGUCUCUUACGUCGUCUAGUGCUUCCACUUUCAAGAAUUUUUCCCAGCAGGGAAGAGCUUCACCAGGUCAUUCUCAGAUAUCUUUUGGUGGAAACUCUAAUCCAGUGCCGGCUUAAGACACUGGCCUAUAUCUUAAAAAAGAUCUCAUAUUUAUAUAUAUAUUCUUUGAAAAAUUACAUAUGUAAAUUUUCUAUUAAAAAAGUGAGAAAUUUAAUCAUCUUA